AUGGCGGCAUUCAGACGAUUCACCAGCCGGAAGUCACUCCCACACAUCAUGAUUUCAGACAACGCCACGACGUUCAACGCUGCGGAACGUAAUAUAAGAGAGCUGACGCAAUCCAGAAAUGUUCGUGAAACCCUCAACAACAGAGGAACUAAGUGGAGAUUCAUACCUAAACGAGCUCCAUGGUUUGGUGGUUGGUGGGAACGGCUAAUUGGACUUACUAAAACCACCAUAAAGAAAGUUCUAGGUCGUUCAUUUGUCACCUUCGAGACACUACAAACGUUGGUUACAGAAAAAGAAACCAUUAUGAAUGACAGACCACUCACAUAUGUCUCAUCUGAUUGUACCGACCUACAACCCCUGACGCCAGCCCAUCUACUUUACGGUCGGAGAGUUAGUUCCCUUCCAUACCAAGAGAUUGCGGAAAAUGUUGAAACCGACAUUAAUUUAGGUAACUAUACAGGAAUCACGAAGCGCACCCAAGUACAAGCGAAUCUGAUUCGCCACUUCCGGGAUAGAUGGCGCCACGAGUACCUUACCAGUUUGCGAGAACAUCAUCAGAAGGCAGGUAACAACAAACAGACGAUCAAAGUUGGUGAUGUCGUACAAAUUCAGGAUGACGCUCCGAGAAACCAAUGGAAGCUUGGAAUUAUCACAGACCUAAUCACCGGAAAUAAUUAUAAUGGCCUGACACGAGCACUGAUGUUGCUUACCAAGAACAGACAUGACAUUGUGACUUCAAGACCUAUAGUGAAGUUGUAUCCGUUAGAAUUAAUUUCACACGAUGAACCAUAA
Molecule: messenger RNA, 792 nt
Organism: Mercenaria mercenaria
Lineage: Eukaryota; Metazoa; Mollusca; Bivalvia; Venerida; Veneridae
Exons: 1
Coding region: 1-792 (263 amino acids)
Biological process (GO): DNA integration
Molecular function (GO): nucleic acid binding
Source: RefSeq, a predicted model, not a curated record